This is a messenger RNA of Fusarium poae, 417 nucleotides long. RefSeq lists its product as uncharacterized. The record is from RefSeq and is a predicted model, not a curated record. The transcript has 2 exons. NCBI's taxonomy places the organism in Eukaryota, Fungi, Ascomycota, Sordariomycetes, Hypocreales, Nectriaceae. Bases 1 to 417 code for a protein of 138 amino acids.
AUGAGGAUCUUGGAGAGCUUUUGCUCUAAGCAACGACAUGGGAACAGGCAAGACACUCAUAUCCUUAAAACGUAUGAGCAGAACAGCGACUAUCGUGAAGGCAGCGGCACCGAGUCCACCUCCAACAUUGGCUUUGCCGAUACUGCAGAAUUUCUUGCGACUACGCUCUGCCUACUCGACCGUCACACACAUCUUGGCGGGCUUGGCUCUGCACCUCAUGAAUCCAGGAGCACGAUCCCUACUCUUUGUGGUGUGGUCAUUGUCUUGUCGACCCUCUUGGCCAAUGCGCUUCGAAUCCUUUUCAUCGGCUUCAACUUCGGCAUCUUCUUUGGAACCAACGAUUCAUUUGGGGACACCGCAAAGCUCGGCCUUGACCAGAGAAUUAUUCUCAAGGCGCUGAAGGGUCUACGCCGGUGA